CAUGGUGCCAGCCGGUGUCAGAGCUCAGUGUCCUGCAUGGCUGCAGGGAUGGGGGAGCAGGCGCCGGGCGCCCCAGGGGAGCCGCGCAGCUUUCAGCUGGACAAGGAGUUUCUGGCAUCACCCAAGGGACUGCUGAUGCUUGGCGAGCUGGCGCUGAGCCUGCUGGUCUUCGCCCUGCUUACGGCCUCGGUGUCAGCCUACAUGGGCGCCGCAUUGCUGGAGACCCUGCUCACAGCUGCAGUUCUGGGCCUGCGUGGCACCCACGCUCACCACCACCUGCCCGCCCUGCACUGGCCCUGCCUGGACAUGCUACGCUGUGGCAGUGCCGCCCUCAUCUUUCUCGUCGUGGCAGUCGCUGCUGUUGCUGCCAGCCGUGAAGGGGCGGCUGUGAGCGCUGGGACUUUUGGGUUGGUCCUGGCAGGGGUCUUUGCUUACGAUGGGGUCCGGACCUACCGGCUCCAGCAUGCUGCGGGGCUUGGACAAGAUUCCAGGGUGGAAGCAGAAGAGUGAGCCUGACCCACAGCCCUUGUCCCCUCCCCAGGUUCCCUCACUCCCUGCCCCCUUCUAGCCCUGCCAGUGCCCCCCACUCCCAACCUGCAGCCCCCUGACCCAUGAGUCCUGCUACCCCAACCUGCAGCCCCCUGCCAGUGCCCCCCUAGGUUUUGGUGGGGGCUUAGUGGGAGAUGAGGCCUGAUUCUGCACUUGGCCUCUCCAAGCUCUUGAGUAUGGGCAACCCCCCUACCAAGGCCAGUGUGCAUCAGUCCACGUGUCCAUUUGUCCUGUCCCAUCCC
This is a messenger RNA of Alligator sinensis (Chinese alligator), 791 nucleotides long. It is a transcript of the gene CMTM5, whose product is annotated as CKLF like MARVEL transmembrane domain containing 5. Lineage: Eukaryota; Metazoa; Chordata; Crocodylia; Alligatoridae. The transcript is spliced from 5 exons. Bases 37 to 510 code for a protein of 157 amino acids. Gene Ontology annotation, cellular component: membrane. The record is from RefSeq and is a predicted model, not a curated record.